Molecule: messenger RNA, 1540 nt
Organism: Malania oleifera
Lineage: Eukaryota; Viridiplantae; Streptophyta; Magnoliopsida; Santalales; Ximeniaceae
Product: B-box zinc finger protein 21-like
Exons: 2
Coding region: 347-1252 (301 amino acids)
Biological process (GO): regulation of DNA-templated transcription; photomorphogenesis
Cellular component (GO): nucleus
Molecular function (GO): zinc ion binding
Source: RefSeq, a predicted model, not a curated record
AAUGAGAAAGAAGAAGUUAGAAAUAUAGCGGCGAAGAAGAUGACGCCAUGUGCAGCUCCCCCUUCUGCAACGAUUUUUUAUCAAAAAUAUUUCUACGGGUAAUUGCCUCUGUGCAGCCAUUGCUGCAGGAGCUACUGCUCCCAGAGUCUCAAAUAUAUAUUUGUUUAUUUACACGGAACAACUGUUCAUCGCAUAUAAAUAUUCAUCUGCAUCACUUCCUGCCCUCAUAACUUUCAACGCCGAGCUCGCCCGAUCCCCACCAAUCACCAUCCGUCGCCAACUCCCCACCGCCCAAAGAAUUGAAGGAAACCCAUUGAACAAUUACAGCUGGGCUAGCUUGCCGGAGAUGAAGAUCCAGUGCGACGUCUGCAACAGAGACGUAGCGUCAGUGUUCUGCUACGCCGACGAGGCCGCCCUCUGCGACGCCUGCGACGGCCGCGUCCACCACGCAAACAAGCUUGCCGGGAAGCACCAGCGCUUCCCCCUCCUCCACCCCUCCGCCGCUCCACUCUGCGACAUCUGCCAGGAGCGCCGUGCGUUACUCUUCUGCCAACAGGACAGAGCCAUUCUCUGCCGGGACUGCGACAUCUCCAUCCACUCCGCCAACCAGUUCACCCAGAACCACGACCGGUUCCUCCUCACCGGCGUCAAGCUCUCUCCGACCACCCUCGUCACCGCUGAGUCCUCCCAUGACAACACCUCCGAUUCUUACCCUGCUAAUAAGUCCAAAUCGACCAAGAGGCCCGUUGCCUCUGCUGAGAUUUCUUCUUCGUCGCAACCGACGGUGAACGAGGUGGGUGUGACGAACCACAACUUGAUGACGAGCGAAGCAGGGUCGACUAGUAGCAUAUCGGAGUACUUGAUUGAGAUGUUACCCGGAUGGAAGGUCGACGAUUUUCUCGAUUCCUCUAACUAUCCUUCUCACGGUUAUCGAAAGAAUGAGGAUGAUAACGAAAUCUCGCCGUUCCUGAAUUCCGAUUUCGUGAACAGUCUGGAUUCCUUUUCAGCAGAAAGUUCGGGGAUUUGGGUCCCCCAGGCUCCACCUCCGCCGCCUCUGCACACUUCUUCGCAGUACAGUUACUCUUCUUUUCCAGAUAUGGCGAUGGGUACGGGGCAGAUUGGGCUGAUGAAGAACUUCAAGGAGGCCGCCAGUACAGUGAAAUCCACAAGAAGGUGGAGCGAGGAUGCUCUUCUUACUGUUCCGCAGAUCAGCCCACCAUCAACAAGCUCCAAGAGAUCUAGACCCUUCUGAGAAACAUAUUCUUCCAAUCUCACGAGAAGUAAGCUUAGAACAGAGCUUCGAACUCACUAUUUUCUGGGUUGAUUUUGUUGUUUCUACUUCUUCAACCGUUUUCCCUGCUAAAAAUUGUGGUUAAUUUUCUGUUUUUGUUUACUGUAGCUUCAUCGAUCUUUCUGUUGCUUUUUCUUAAUGGGGUCCAAUCAAAUUGUGGGUUUCUGUUUCAUCCCUGUGCUUUUCCGAUUCCACCGUUUCCAUGCGAUUGUAAAUAUUAAUAGCAAUAAACAGCAAGAAUUUCUCGUA